Molecule: messenger RNA, 1734 nt
Organism: Bactrocera neohumeralis
Lineage: Eukaryota; Metazoa; Arthropoda; Insecta; Diptera; Tephritidae
Gene: Snx3
Product: sorting nexin-12
Exons: 4
Coding region: 520-1023 (167 amino acids)
Biological process (GO): endocytic recycling; late endosome to Golgi transport
Cellular component (GO): retromer complex; early endosome membrane
Molecular function (GO): phosphatidylinositol-3-phosphate binding
Source: RefSeq, a predicted model, not a curated record
UAAUACAAUUAAAUGGGUAUCACAAUAAUUGUUGAAGAGGGAGUGUAUCAAUUUCACAAAAUCAUUAAAUGAAGUAGGCAAAUAGCUUUUGCCCAGCGUUGUUUUUAAAUUGUGGUAGUAAUAAAUUGAGUGUUUAUAAAAUUGGAGCCGCAAACAAAGUAUGUGCUGCUCUAUGAAGAUUUUUUUCUUCCAGUUAAUCACAAAUUAUCGAUGAGAAAAUUUUAACUACCAUCGCUAUUGUAGUUAAUGCAAAGAAGGGGCGGAUUACAGCGGUGUCAACGAAAAGUGCAAGACAAAAUUAUUGAAAAUUCUCGAAUACCGUAAAACAAUUCGUCAUAUCGCUAAUAGACCUGUGAUUCCGUAAAAUACUAUUAAAUAAAAAACAUUAAUCUAUUUGGUGCGAAAGGAUUUUUUUCCUGGGAAUAUUUCAUACUUCAAAACUGCAUACAUACACACACCUAUAUAUUCACAAUCCCUCCAGUAUUUUAACUUACUAAUACCUAGUUUGCAAAUAAGAAAAUGAUGGUUGAAUCCGAUGGUACUGCUGAUGCUACACGUCGUCUCAACGUCAAGAAGCAAACUCUCGAUGAUGCUUAUGCGGUACCAGCAAAUUUUUUGGAAAUCGACGUGGUCAAUCCAUUGACAACUAUGGCUGCAGGCAAGAAACGUUAUACGGACUACGAAGUACGAAUGCGGACGAAUUUACCAGUAUUUAAAGUAAAGGAAUCUAGCGUACGUCGACGAUAUAGCGAUUUUGAAUGGUUGAGAAAUGAAUUGGAACGCGAUAGUAAGAUUGUAGUACCGCCAUUACCCGGAAAAGCAUGGAAACGCCAAAUGCCAUUCCGCGGCGACGAAGGUAUAUUCGAUGAAAACUUCAUUGAGGAGCGACGAAAAGGCCUGGAAGCGUUCAUCAAUAAAAUUGCUGGUCAUCCGUUGGCGCAGAAUGAGCGCUGUUUACACAUGUUCUUGCAGGAGAAUGUAAUCGACAAGAAUUAUGUGCCCGGAAAGAUUCGCAAUACAUAAGAGGCGAUAUAAUAAGGAUCUGAACGCAAGUGGGGAAUGUGUGCCGAAAGAAAAAGUGGUUGUUACUGUUACUCGAGUGCACACGUACUGGGGAAUCAAGCUGAAUGAAAAGAGAAAUAUAUAAAAUGCGAAUAUAAACAAAUUGGACAUACAUUGAAGGAUUUAACAGCUCAGAAGGGUUUAUUUUUUUUUCAAAUUUCGGGUUUAUACAAUAUUAAAAAAUAUUUAUUGUAUGGAAUGUACGUUAUAUAAAUUCUACUAUAUGGAUAUACAAGUAUAUAUAUAUUUUCGAAUUCCACAACUAUUUUAUCUUUAAUAAUGUGCCGACAAAUUAUUAUUAAUAUAAACCUAAAAAAUAAAAAAAAUAUUGCUAAAGGCUUAUAAAGUUGAAAUAAGGCGAAGAAGAUUUAAGUGUAGGAUUUAGGACAAGAAUAUUUUCGUUAGUAGCCAUCAAUCGAACAAAAUAUCUUUAUUACUAUUAUAAAUAUAAAUGUAAAAUAUACCUUGUAAUUGGAAAACUGUCAUUUUGACGUUAUGUAUUUGUAAAUUAAUAUUCUAUGAUCUUAUGUUAAAUUAUAGCGCAUUUUUAAUGUUGCUCGAUGAAUUGAAUACAAAUGAUUGAAUACAUAUUUAAAAUGGCCUCUGUUAAAAUUAUCGCGUUUCCGAGCAAAAGUUUUGUAAACAUUUCAGUAAAUAAAUAAAUUAAACCUU